AAUUAGACAAAAGAUAAGGAGAAAUUUAAUUAUUUAGCAUUUGUGGCUGUAAUAUGUGUUUUUUUUAAUAUAAUUUUCGCAAAUCAUCACACCAUGUUGAUUUAAUAGCAAAUUUUGUCGCAGUAAUCUCCAUCGAUCUUUUAACAUUUUUUUAUUAAACGUAAGCCGUUUAAGUAAUCAAAUUACAUAUUUAAUCGAACAUCCAGUGGAAUUUUUAAUACGAAAUCGUUUUAUAACAUCGAAAAAAAAAAAUUAUAUUUUCGAUGUUAUAAAGGGAAGAUUCCAUGGGAAAAAAAAAUGUUAUAUUUAAUUGACUUGUUAGUUUACUGCGCCACGGACAGACAAAAUAAUGAAUUUGAUUUACAUAUUACAAUUUUGUCUUACCAGAAGGGACGUAAUCUUCGUCUGUCGAACUUUGUUCUUCGAAAUCGGGUUCGGUUUCCAUUUCUUCAACAAUUUCAGUAUAGGAUACUUCAUUAAAGUGCUUUCAAACUUAAUGUCAGCUGGAAUAGAGUUUUAAAAAUGGAAAUAUUUCUAAUGGAGUAAUGGCUUCGGCAGCAGAAGAUUUUGAAACUUCAGAAUUAGAUUCAAUUAUAAAUGUAAUAGGCUUAACUCCAUCUGAUCCUCUGGACACAUUUGCAGAAAUGUGGUAUCAAGUAUUUUUAUGGGCUUUGUUUUCAUCACUAUUUGUACAUCUUAUUGCAGCAGGCAUAGCAUUUGGAACAUUAAGAAAACAUAAAUUAGGUCGUUUCAUGCCUCUUCUUAUUGUAAUAUUUGGAGUUGUUGCACCUUUAACAGGCGGUGUUGUUACAAGUAAGAAUUUUAACUAUUGCAAUAGUGGUGUGUGUGUGUAUUAUAUAUAUAUAUAUAAUCAUAUAAAUAGUUAUAAAAAAAUCAUAUGUCCUAGUGACUAGAUGU
Messenger RNA from Centruroides sculpturatus (bark scorpion), 918 nucleotides. Its product is annotated as transmembrane protein 170A-like. The transcript is spliced from 3 exons. The record is from RefSeq and is a predicted model, not a curated record. NCBI's taxonomy places the organism in Eukaryota, Metazoa, Arthropoda, Arachnida, Scorpiones, Buthidae. The coding region runs from base 546 to 914 and encodes 122 amino acids.